AUGCCGUUUUACAUGACGGAUCAUCGCGCGCUGCUCGAAGCACUUCAGGUUCUCAAUCCAGGUAUCCGCGUGCCGUCAGCUCACAAAUUAGCCAACCAGCUGCUGGAUUCUUCUUACGACAAAUAUAUCAACAGGCUAACGACUAGUCUUGCUGGCAGGGUUGUUACCCUGGAAACUGACGCAUGGACGGACAUUAACGGAAUGUCCGUCAUCAACUACAUGGCUGUUUCCGAAAACCUCUUUUUCUUCCUUGAGUCCAACUACACUGGCGAGCAGAGUCACAAUACACCAUUUCUGGCUGCCGAUGUCAAACGUGUGUUGCUUAAGUACAGGGGCAUAAAGUUCGGAGGCGUCAUCACCGACAGUACGACAGCGAACAAGGCAAUGUGGGAGGAACUAUAG
Messenger RNA from Phytophthora nicotianae INRA-310, 402 nucleotides. RefSeq lists its product as hypothetical. The transcript has a single exon. Lineage: Eukaryota; Oomycota; Peronosporomycetes; Peronosporales; Peronosporaceae. The coding region runs from base 1 to 402 and encodes 133 amino acids. The record is from RefSeq and is a predicted model, not a curated record.